Molecule: messenger RNA, 702 nt
Organism: Paramecium tetraurelia
Lineage: Eukaryota; Ciliophora; Oligohymenophorea; Peniculida; Parameciidae
Exons: 1
Source: RefSeq, a predicted model, not a curated record
AUGUUCAUAGUAAAACUCAGGCUAAUUAAUGACUUCUAAAUUGAUAACUUAUUUAUAUCAUUUUAAAAUACAAGUUUUCUUCUUAAGUUAAUACUCGCAAAGGUAAACCAUCAUGUGUCAACAAGUUUUUCUAUUAUCCUUUUGAUUUGUGUAAGAUUCAACUAAGUCAGCUUGAGUUGCUAUUCUCGUAAGGUUUAUUCCGCCAAUUUUUCAUAUAUUUUAAAUUUGAAAAAUGGGAAAAUACAUCCCCACCUAAAAUGCAGUAAAUAUCUACUAAUUGCAUAAAAACUAAAUUACCUUGACCUAUUAUGUAAGAAAGUACAUCUGAUUAAAUUCUAGAAGUUAGUUAAGUACAUUUUUUAUUUAACAAAACUUCCUUCAAUUUUUAAAUUAUUCAAAAAAUAUAAGGAGAGUGCUUUUGCGUUUACUCUAAGGUAACCUCACUUUUUGAUAAUUUUAUAAUUUAACCAAUUCAUUUUUACAAGCAAAUAUAUAAUAUUACUUUUAUUAAAGCAUAAAGAAUAGCAUUUGUGCAAUUUGCAAUUUGAAAAUAGUUUUUUAAGUAAUGGAUAGAAGUCCGAAUCAUCUAACAAAACUUAAAGAAUUAAUGAAGGCUAGGAUCAGUUGAUGACAUUAUUUAUCAAGAUUAGAGUAAAUGAUGAAAGAGGAAGAAUGAUAGAAUGGAAUAUUUAGAUAAUAUGA